This is a messenger RNA of Urocitellus parryii (Arctic ground squirrel), 2453 nucleotides long. RefSeq names its product TBC1 domain family member 14 (gene Tbc1d14). Lineage: Eukaryota; Metazoa; Chordata; Mammalia; Rodentia; Sciuridae. The record is from RefSeq and is a predicted model, not a curated record. Gene Ontology annotation, biological process: regulation of GTPase activity. Gene Ontology annotation, molecular function: GTPase activator activity; small GTPase binding.
GCCAUCACUCCCACACACCUGCAGGGAAAAGGCUCCCAUCGAUGCGCUCCGCCGCUCUGCUCCCCACGCCUGGUCCUUGCCCAUUCGUGCCCCUUCCCCCUCCCGGCCGCUUCCCACUUCCAAGAUGGCCGCGGGUGGAGCCGAUCAGUUUCUCCUUGGACCAAGAUGACUGAUGGAAACCUUUCCACUUCCACAAAUGGCAUAGCCUUGAUGGACAUUCUGGAUGCUCAUCAGGGAAAACCCCUUCAGAACCUGCAGCAAGUGAAUGCCAAGGGGUCCAGAUCCCUCUCAACACCUGAGUACGGGCCCAAGUUGAAACUUGGUGCUUCAGAAGACCGGCACAGCCUUCAGUCAGUGGACUCUGGCAUUCCUACCUUGGAGGUUGGCAACCCAGAACCUGUCCCCUGUAGUGUGGCCCUUGUGAAGAGGAAGCAGUCGGAGUCAGAGCUUGUCCCUGAGCGGGCCUUCCAGAGUGCAUGCCCACUACCAUCUUGCACACCUCUGGCUCCCACCAGUGCAGAGCGUGAGCAGACUGUGCGGAAGUCCUCCACAUUUCCCAGGACAGGCUAUGACUCAGUGAAGCUCUAUAGUCCCACCUCCAAAACCCUGAACCGUAGUGAUGAUGUCUCCAUCUGUAGUGUGUCUAGUCUUGGCACAGAGCUGUCCACCACGCUGUCUGUCAGCAAUGAGGACAUCUUGGACCUCAUGGUCACGAGCAGCUCCAGUGCCAUUGUGACCCUGGAGAAUGACGAUGACCCACAGUUUACUGACGUCACCCUGAGCUCCAUCAAGGAGAGCAGUGACCUGCACCAGCAGGGCUGGGCUGAUGGAACCGAGGAGGGGAGUAAACUGAGGAUACUGGCACCAUUUAGUAGCUUCUUUACAAGGAAUUUGCUUGCUAGAAAACAAAAUGCACGACUUGACAAACAAAAUGACUCGGGAUGGAAGUUAUUUGGAAAAGUGCCACUCCGAGAGAAUGCUCAGAGAGAGCCAAAGAGAAUGCAAAAGGAAUAUGAAGACAAAGCUGGAAGACCUAGCAGGCCACCCUCUCCAAGGCAGAAUGUGAGGAAGAAUCUUGAUUUUGAGCCACUUUCUACCACUGCACUCAUCCUUGAAGACAGACCAGCAAACCUCCCAGCAAAACCUGCUGAAGAAGCCCAGAAGCACAGGCAGCAGUAUGAAGAAAUGGUGGUACAGGCCAAGAAGCGAGAGCUUAAGGAAGCCCAGCGGAGGAAAAAGCAACUGGAGGAAAGAUGCAAAGUAGAAGAAAACAUUGGAAACGCCGUCCUCACCUGGAAUAACGAGAUCUUGCCCAACUGGGAAACCAUGUGGUGCUCUAGGAAAGUUCGAGAUCUGUGGUGGCAGGGAAUCCCUCCGAGCGUGAGGGGCAAAGUCUGGAGCUUAGCCAUCGGCAACGAGUUGAACAUCACCCACGAGCUCUUUGACAUCUGUCUUGCCCGGGCCAAGGAGCGGUGGCGGUCUCUCAGCUCGGGAGGCUCAGACGUGGAGAGUGAAGAUGCUGGGUUUUCAGCCGCUGACAAAGAGGCCAGUCUGGAGCUUAUUAAACUGGACAUUUCUAGAACGUUUCCUAAUCUCUGCAUUUUCCAGCAAGGUGGCCCGUAUCAUGACAUGUUGCACAGUAUUUUGGGCGCUUAUACUUGUUACCGACCGGAUGUGGGCUAUGUUCAGGGCAUGUCCUUCAUAGCAGCAGUGUUGAUCUUGAACCUCGACACUGCAGAUGCCUUUAUUGCUUUUUCUAAUCUCUUGAAUAAACCCUGUCAGAUGGCGUUUUUCCGAGUGGACCAUGGCCUUAUGUUGACUUAUUUCGCUGCAUUUGAGGUAUUCUUUGAAGAAAAUUUGCCGAAAUUAUUUGCUCAUUUCAAGAAAAACAACUUAACUCCAGACAUCUACCUAAUAGAUUGGAUCUUCACCUUGUACAGUAAGUCUCUGCCCCUGGACUUGGCCUGCCGCAUCUGGGACGUGUUCUGUCGGGAUGGGGAGGAGUUCCUCUUCCGAACGGCCCUGGGCAUCCUGAAGCUGUUUGAGGACAUCCUGACAAGGAUGGACUUCAUCCACAGUGCCCAGUUCCUGACCAGGCUGCCCGAGGACCUGCCAGCAGAUGAGGUGUUUGCGGCCAUUGCUACAGUCCAGAUGCAAAGUCGGAACAAGAAGUGGGCACAGGUGCUGGCUGCGCUGCAAAAAGACAGCCGGGAAAUGGAGAAAGGAAGCCCGUCCCUCAGACACUGAGGCUGCAGAUGUGACCCCCACUGGCACUGAGGCAGGUCUCAGGUGGCACCUGUGUGCUCUCAGACCCACCCCGGCAGUGGCAGCAGAGGAGCAGGCACGCUCUGUUCAUGUUGAUUCCUGACGCUGGAGUUGGCCUUAAACAAACAGCAAAAUCCAGGCUUAGCCUUAAGCAGCUCAGGGGCUGGUGCCCUGGGGGCUGCAGCCAG